AUGCAGGGUUACAUUAUUCGCCCCGAUAUAAACAAUAGAUUCAGGCCGUCCAAAGUCCGUGAAAUCAUGUAUGAUAUUUUAAAACAACAACUGGCUGAUGCUAAAUAUGAUUACGAAAAAAUACCAGGUUUUUUAUCAGUUUAUAUGACAAAAAGCCUUUCGGAACUAAUCCGUGACGAACUUCGAAAUAAUUCUGGAUAUUACAGAUACACUUUCCUUGUACAAGUUGUCAUUGGAGAACAAAAAGGCCAAGGUGUAAAGGCAUCCUGUCGGUGUUAUUGGGAUAGUGAUACUGACGGAUAUGCUGAAGUUUGCUACUUGACGCCGUCGUUGUUCUGCGUUGCUGUUGCUUUUGGUGUUUAUAAUUACUGA
This is a messenger RNA of Mesocestoides corti, 372 nucleotides long. The record is from the annotation of a GenBank genome assembly. NCBI's taxonomy places the organism in Eukaryota, Metazoa, Platyhelminthes, Cestoda, Cyclophyllidea, Mesocestoididae.